Messenger RNA from Megachile rotundata (alfalfa leafcutting bee), 2112 nucleotides. RefSeq lists its product as uncharacterized. NCBI's taxonomy places the organism in Eukaryota, Metazoa, Arthropoda, Insecta, Hymenoptera, Megachilidae. The record is from RefSeq and is a predicted model, not a curated record.
UUUUUAUAACUUUUUUUUCGUUUUUAGUGAUUGUCAAUUCGUUUCGACAUCUAUACGAUCUAUGCGAAAAACAUUAGCUGGAGUUCAAAACUAAAAGAAGGAACCAAUGAUUGUUUCUACUUUUUGCGCAAGUGCAGUAAGUGCAGUCAAUGCGAACAAACCUAAUGCCGACCGACGUGGGUAAACGAGCAUCAAGCAGCUCGACGUGUAAAUUAAUUUCGACGAAAUCUAAGAAAUUGGAUUCAUGGUUGCGAAUUCAAUCUGUCGAUUAUGCUGCGUUAACAUGUGACAUACAAGGAAAAGAUAAUGGCUGAAAGUCUGCGGUUUGCAGCAAUAAUGAUUCUAUUUUAAACACAGCAUCAACUAUUUAAGAUCAGCUGUCAUAAGCAGACGAUAGACAGCAUCUACUUACUUAUCUUCGGAUUGUAAGGUCAUGGAAUUGACUGAAACCAAUGUACAAAUAAGAGAUUGUUCCAUUAAUUUACUUCCUGUAUACAUCAAACAAGAACAUGACGAACACGAAACAGAUUUCAAUGAUGCUGAAAUAAUUAGUGCAGCUCAAAAUUUUUGUGCCAUCGAAAUCAAGGAAAGCAAAGAAUGUACUACAAUUAAUAGCAGCAAAGAAUCAGAUGUAAACAACAAAGAUUGUACACAACAUACAAACAAUUUGAACAGUUUACACCCUACGUUAAACGAUACUCAUCAAAAUGAAAAUUGUAACAUUAAUGGCAUUUUAAAUGGAUCAGUAUAUUUGCAAAACUUAGACUAUGAAAAUAUAAAUAUAGAAAUACAAAAGUCUACAAAUCAAAUAGCUGAAGUUUUUAUUGAACCACAUGAACAACUACAGACAACUAAUUAUAGUGUUUCAACAGUUACCAUACCAAGUGAACUUCUAGGACUGAAUCUUAACAUAAAAAAAGAAAAUGAAGUAGAUCAAGAAACAGUUUAUGCUACGGAAUGGCUCUGCAGUGUGAAUGCUGAAAAUGAUCUUCAGUUAAAGGUUUCUAAAAAUAUCAAAGAAAAAGUUGACGUUUCUAAUAACAUUGAUGCUACAAUAACGCUGUUAACAAAACAGAAGGAUCAAAUACCAGAAAAUAACAAUAGCUUAGAAACCAAAGAAAGCAGAUCUGAAAGAUCUAUAAAACAGAUAAAGAUAAGGUCAAAUUCGUUAGAAGAUUACAAAGAAAAACUAAGACGGAAAGCAGAGUGUAUGAGAGAAAAGAGAAAAAAAUUAUAUGAACAGGAAAGUGAAGAACAACGUCAGCAGAGACUAGCAAAGGAAGCAGCAAAAAGACGAGAAAUGAGAAUGUAUUAUGAAACUCCAGAACAAAGAAGAAAAAGACUAGAUGUAGAAGCAGCAAGGAAAAGAGAAUACAGAAUGUAUAACGAAACACCUGAAGACAGAAGAAAAAGAUUAGAUCGUGAAGCAGAAAGAAGAAGGAUGAAAAGGCUUUCCUUAUAUGCUAACGAAACACCAGAACAAAGAAAAGAUAGAUUAAAUAGAGAAUCUACGAAACGAAGAGAAGCUCGACAUAAUCAAUAUGCUAAAGAAACAGAAGAAGAAAGGAAAGAGAGAUUAAAAAGAGAUGCUUUGAGAGUUAGAGAAAUGAGAUUUACUAGAUCUGCUAUUGAAACAGAAGAGGAACGUAAACAAAGAUUAGUAAAAGAUGCUCUACGUAAAAGGGAGGUAAGAAUGCAUGGACGACAUUCAGUGAAUAAUAAUUUCACUGAGCUUCAAACGGUUCGCAAUUUUGAAGAAUUAAACAAUGUGCAGAUAAAAGAGAAUUCUGAUAAUCAAUUUGGAGGUCAUUAUUUAAAUAACUGGAUGAUGUGGUUUCAAAAUUCAUUAGCUCAACCAGUUCAUAUUGGAGACCAAAUCAAGUCUCAAUUAGAAAGUAAUGAAUAAAUAGUGUUACCUGAAUUUUUAACACUACACAUGAAAUGUUUUAAUAUACAUGCAUCAAACAAAUUAUACCUAAACUAUGUAUAAUUUGUAUGUACAUGCUUUUUCGCAACACUGUGCUUAAAUUCUUGAAAAUAUGUUUAAUGGUUACUGCAAUAACAGUGUACUAUUUGCAGUAGUUUAGUGAUUAUUAGUAAUAGUUCUUUAUA